ACCCUGACACGCAUAAUGGCGGUCAGUGGGUUGCGUAUAUUUGUGUUUGACAAAAUAUGAGAUUUUAAAACGUUAUGUGUCAGUUUAUUUUGUCCCAACAGAUUUGAGAAACUCUUGACUUACAACAAUUUUAUAACGGGAUGAUAAAAUUAAGUUACCACAAUGCAUGAACUCUUUGCUCAAGUUCUAAACAACAGAGAUCUGUCCCGAGCUGGUGAUCUGUUUUCCUUGGAUGACCAAAGCAUUGUGGGGGAUUUGUCAGAGGUUCUGUCCAAGAUCCAGGAAAUAUCGAGUGCCUCGGAAUUCAUUCUUAAUGGCAACAACCAGAGUGUUGUGGAGAUUUGCAUAAAUAGGGUAACCUCUGCAAUUAGGGACACUGGAACUAUCGAAAAACAUGCUCCAGCUCUUGUUUCUUUAUUGGAAUCCUGUCUUAACCAUGACCUUCGCCCUUCCAGUAAGGAUGAAGACCCACCCCAUGCAAAAAUUGCCUCAGAAAUUGUCAACUGUAUUUUUCUGAAUUACAGCCGUAAACCAGUAAUGAAGCUGCUACUGCCCGUGGCUGUCAAGUUUCUCCAUCGUGGCAACAAAGAACUCCGGAGAAAUCUCUCGAGUUAUCUGUCUUUGGCUGCAAACAACAAUGCAGAACUGCUGGCACCUCACAUUCAGCCAAUUAUAGAUAGUGUCAUAAGUGGAAACUAUUUGCUUGUGAAAGUUCUCCCACAGAUAUAUGCUGUCAACAAAGAACCAAUUCAUGACCACGUGAUGGCACUAGUUUCCUUGUUGCCUUUGUGCGAGAACUCUGAGAAGAUAAUCCUUCUAAAAUUAUUUAGUUUAAUUGCCAAAAACAAACCUUCGUUAUUGGAGAGCAAUUUGCCACAGUUGAGUGAGUGCCUGACGAUCUCGAGUUGUGUUAUGUGCGUACUUCAGAUAUUCCUUGACAUGGCUGCAAUCCGUCCCUUACCAUUUACAGAACAUCAGCAGAAGAUGAAGGCAGUGGGAGAGCAGCAGCCUGGGUCGCUACCUCUCGUAGCUCGCAUACUUGGGAUCAUUGGGAAGUUAAGCCUGGAAAGAGGAAAAGACUGUUUAGAUUACUUGGUAGCCCAACUAGCUAAAACUGACCAUUCAAGUUUGCAUGCCUUGUUAAGAGAAAUCAAAGGGAUAACGGAAGUCUAUCCUGUGCUCUUGCCACGCUACCUGCCUGAUAUCUGUAGUCAGGCUGAAGGGUCCACCUCAACAGCUCGGUGGUACAUUCAGGAGCUGAAAGCAGACUAUGCAAAUCCUAAUCGUCACCAACAUCACUUGAAUCAGACUUCUGGGGGCAUCACGAUUGUUCGAGUCGGAGGCAGCAAGCAAGACUUGGUUGCUAUGACAACAUCUACGAACAGUAUAGUAACAACUCUCUGCACCACAACAGUCAUGUCAGUAACAACCCCCAUAACGUCCACAAAGUCUGGUAUGCAGAGUAAUGUAGCUGGUCUGUCUCGAGAGAGCCGAGGAAAUAUAGCUAAUUCAAAACACAGCCUGGUGACUGUACCAGAGCGAAGAUCACUUAGUCAACUGCUUUCCAACCAACCUAUGAACCGUAGCUUAAGUAGGCUUUCGACAGCUGGAGGAAUUAUGGUUCAUCACAGUAAUGGUAGACUGAGUUCUCCAACUGGACGAGCUGUCAGUAUGACUAAGCUAAGUUCUGGAUCUGGUGUUAACAAAAGUUUCACGGCCCUCAACAACCGACACACUGUGGCUUCCCAGACUUCUCGAAUAACAAGUGGUGGUGUGACGAUCACCACCUCGGCCACAACUGCAAAACAGAAGAGUUUUAGUGGUAGCAUUCCAGUUCUUGAGGAAGAAAGCCACAGCAAAAUGACCGUAUCCAUAACAAGUUCCACUGUUAAAAGUGAUUCCACUGGCGAAACUCCAUCAUUCCAUCCAAGUCAUUGCUCAUCUGCUACUUCUGCGACAAGUCAUUUCGCAGCAACAUCACAUUCCAUCGGUGGCAGCCCAGAGCCCUCCUCUCCAUCUAGUACAACAUCACCCUCAAGUGGCAGCAUGUACUCCAAGACACUCAAAACAAGAAAUAGUUCUACUAGUGUAACAGUUAUCACAAACUCGGGAAAUCGGUCACCUUCUGGAACGCAGCGUAUUUCAGUAUUCGAACCUUCUCCAAUGAGAGAUGCCAUCCAGCACUUCUGCAAGAAACACUUGGAUAAGAUUAAGUCUUACAUGCAACACGUCUUUGUGAAAAUUCCUCUUCCGGUGAAGUGCGUUAUUGAAGAAAGGAAAGCUAAAAAGCAUGCUAAGCUUCACUUUGCAUGUCAAGGGCGAGGAGAACAUUGCUUAUACAACAAGACGUAUUUCAUUAUGAAGACCAAAAACCCAAGGAUAUGGAUCCACCUGAUGUUCCUAGCCCUCCAGGCACGUGCACCUUCAGCGUUAAGCUCCCGAGAAACUUCUGUCAGUAGUCUUAGGAACUGCUGGGACACGUUGAAGGUGGACAACAAGACAUUCCUGACACUAGUGACCUCUGCCUUUCCAUCAGCUAAAGAUCAAGACUUACUGAUUAGUGAACUGAGAAAUAACAGAUUCUUUGAUGUAUUCGAAUAUAAUGCCCCUAAGAAUCUGUGGGGUUGCUUUCUGUGUAACCAUCCAGAUCGUGCUAUGGGCUUCUUGCAAGACAGUGAGCCAGUGAUCGAGGGACAACUGAAAGAAAAGAAAGCAAAAUGGAAGAUUUUUCGUCGCUGGAGAACUCGGUAUUUUACACUGUCUGGAGCUCAUUUGUCUUACCGUGACUCCGAAAAAGAUAAGGAGGUUCAGCCAAUAGAAGUAAGCCAAAUCCGUAGCGUACGUGCCAUUAGUAGUAGAGGAAGAUCUAUUCCAAAAGCAUUUGAGAUCUUCACAAAUGAUAAGACCUACGUGUUAAAGGCGAAAGAUAGCAGAAACACGGAGCAGUGGGUCCAGUGCCUGUCUAUAGCCAUGGCUCACAGUCAGGCUCGAGUUGCUCUCUGACAGAAGGGUGCAUCGUCAAAAAUAGAUAUUCCUUUAAAAGAAGACCAAUAUUUCAUAAUACAUAUGAAGCUGUUUUGAAGAACUAAGCCUUUUUUCCACUUUUGUUUCUAACUAACUAUUUCUCAGUGUCUUUUUAUUCUAUUUCAAAACAUUGUUUAUUGUGGACUAGAGCUUAUUUGUACUGAUAUUUUUUGUACAAAAAAUUUGUGCCUAAUUAAUAACCAUUAGUAGACUAACAUUAUAUUGCCAUCUAUCAGUGUUUUACUUCAGUAAAUUAACAAAAUUAUUAAUUUACAGUGAUUUUCAUUAGAUUGAAGAGUUUUUCUCAGUUUGCUAAAAGUUUCACUAAUUUUUUUUCCAGCAGCGAAUAUAAGAAAUUAGGUGUUUUUUUUCCAUCACACGAUCCUCAACUUACUAAAUAAAAAAAAAACUAUUCAUCUGAAAAUACAAAAUUAUUUUCAGAAUUAUGUGAAAUUCUGUUACAAUGGAAAUUUAACAUUCAUUCCCUUUAUAACUACUAUAUAUAUAUAUAAGUAAACCUAAAACUUAUUGCACACUGUGGUAAAAGACUAUGGAUACAAUUAAGGAAAAUAUACUAUAUUAGCGCAACCAUCCUACCAGGGGUAGUAAACUUCGAUGGUGUUCUUUUCCUGUAGCUAGUUAACUCCAGAUUAAAUUUUGUGAAAUAGUUUUUCAGCUACAAAAAUAUAUUUUAGAACAUAUAAGCCACCUUCUUAAUUUGAUAUUAUAGUAUCGCCAGAUGUAGUAAUGUUGGUAUUUAUCAGAACUUCUGUUUAGUUUUUCCCCAGGUGUAACUUUGAUAAUAGUAGUAAUAUAAUUACGGCAUGCCACCAUUGUAACAUGGAAGUUAGUUCUAUAUAUUUUUACUGCGAGUGUUACAAUAGGCUUUGCUUUUGUUACCGUUUAUGGACCAUGACAUUAAUCUUAGCUGAAUGUGAAAGCAAAAAAAAAGUUUUAGAAACAAA
Molecule: messenger RNA, 3989 nt
Organism: Limulus polyphemus (Atlantic horseshoe crab)
Lineage: Eukaryota; Metazoa; Arthropoda; Merostomata; Xiphosura; Limulidae
Product: ventricular zone-expressed PH domain-containing protein homolog 1-like
Exons: 16
Coding region: 163-3003 (946 amino acids)
Biological process (GO): regulation of signal transduction
Cellular component (GO): plasma membrane
Molecular function (GO): phosphatidylinositol-5-phosphate binding
Source: RefSeq, a predicted model, not a curated record